Argiope bruennichi is the source of this 2051-nucleotide messenger RNA. RefSeq names its product vascular non-inflammatory molecule 3-like. The transcript has 3 exons. The coding region runs from base 116 to 1690 and encodes 524 amino acids. The record is from RefSeq and is a predicted model, not a curated record. NCBI's taxonomy places the organism in Eukaryota, Metazoa, Arthropoda, Arachnida, Araneae, Araneidae.
UUUGUACUCCUGAUAAACAGAGAACAUUCUACGAAGAGCAAAUAAGUCUAUAAAUAAAUCUCCAAUUUGCAUAUUUUCAAAAUAGUCGCUUGUUUUAGUUCCAGCUACUGACAACAUGCUUGCAUUCAUAUUUUACUUGAGCCUGUUCUUCCCUGCAACAGUCCUCAGCAGGGAUUAUUUCACUGCUGCUGUGUUUGAACAUCGGUUACAAAAGAGGGAUAUAGCUGGCAAAGAGCCCAUGGAAAUUAAAACAGCUAAUCUUCAAUAUUUUGGAAAAGCAGUGGAGCAUGCCGCAGAGAAAGGAGCAGAUAUAAUACUCUUUAAUGAGUAUGGUACAUAUAUGGUCAAAUCAAGAAAAUUACUGAAGAAUUUUGCCGAAUAUGUUCCAGACCCUAAAGUGCAAAAAUUCAAUCCUUGUAUUGAAAAUGCAAAAGACAGAACUAUUCUCUAUACAGUCAGCUGUUUCGCACGUGAAAAUAAUAUCUACAUUGUAGUCAACUUAGUGGGUUAUGAGCCCUGCGAAGCAACUUGUGAUGCUGCUGAUAUUGAAGAUUGUGAAACUAAGUGCCCUGAUAACGGUGUGUUCUUUUUCAACACAAAUGCUGCUUUCGACAGAGAAGGAAAUCUUAUAGCCCGAUACCGCAAGGUGCAUCCAUACUUUAGAGAAGUUGUGAAUGCACAGGAAGAACCUGAUUUUGCAGUAUUCGAUACCGAAUUUGGAAAAUUUGGUAUGAUUGUUUGCUUUGAUUUAAUUUUCGAAGAAGCAGUUCUUUUGAAAGAUGAAUACAAUAUUGAUACCUUGCUAUUCCCUACUUAUUGGUUUGAUGAUAUUGUUCCUUUAAAUGCCGUUGAAUUCCAACAAUCAUGGGCAAUUGCUAAUGGUGUCAAUUUAUUAAGUGCUAACACUCAUGCACCUGGCACAGGUUCCAUGGGAAGCGGUAUAUUCUCGAAAGAUGAUGGUGCCUUAGUUUACACGUAUGAACCAAAUGGUAAAUCUAAAUUAUUACUGGCUAAUGUUAGGAUCAAGGGAAAUUCUGAGAUUCCAAACAUUAGCUCUAUAAUAGAGAUAACUCCAGAUAGCGCUGUUCCUAUUACUGAAACAGGAGAGAAAUUCCCAGUACAUUGUUACGACAAAGUGGUUGGAGAAGCCGUUAAUCUUGAGAUAGACUACAGAUGCUUAAAGUUGAAACUUGAAAAAUACUCUUUAACUAAACUUGAAAAACCAUCUGGAGAAGUUCAAUCUUGUUACAAAGAGUUUUGCUGCACACUUUCUUACUCUACACAAAACCUACAAGAUGAAUAUUAUUUAGCUGUGUACAAUGGAUUUAACGAUGCAUUCGAUUAUUUUCACUGGUGGGAAGAAGUAUGUGUCUUAACUAGAUGUGAUCCAUAUGACGGGAAACCAUGUGUUUUGGAAUCUCCCAGAUCAAACACUGUUUUUGAAAAAGUUGAACUCAAAGGGAACUUUAAAUCUAAGAAAAUUUACCCUUCGGUUUCUACAACUAAUAAUCGUCUUGCGCCUAAACAAGAUUGGACUGUUAAACAACUUGAAACUGAAACUGUUCUAAAAUAUCAACCUAGUUCCGAUUUACCACUACUAAAGGUUGCAUUGCUAGGACGAAGGUAUGAAGAAGAUCCAGAGUUUGUGCCGUACUAUCCAACGCAAUUUAAGAAAGACAAUCGCGACUAAGAGCAUUUUAUUCAAUAGGUUAACAAGUUUAAAAAUUAUGAAUUACGAUCAAAUUUAGUAAAUUUAAUAAAUAUCUUUGUAUUUAAAAAACAUUUUUCAAUCUAAAUUCGAAAUUUUGUUUUAAAGCUGUGUUGAUUGUAAGUUUUAGUUUCAAUUCAAAGUUCCUUUAUUAUUCCAGGUUUUCGGUUAUUUAUAUAUUACGAAAUUGUUACGAAGACAUUUUUAUAUAAAUAAAGAAUAUAUUUAUUUUUUUUAUCUAUUUUUAUCUUCCUCUAAUAUUUUUUUAAUUUAAUUUUUUUUUCAUCAAGUCACCUAUAUUUAAAAUAUAUGUACUAUGUUUCAACUCAGAAUUUUAGUCCAA